Messenger RNA from Anolis carolinensis (green anole), 5199 nucleotides. Its product is annotated as neuronal pentraxin-1. The transcript is spliced from 5 exons. Lineage: Eukaryota; Metazoa; Chordata; Lepidosauria; Squamata; Anolidae. The coding region runs from base 1507 to 3093 and encodes 528 amino acids. The record is from RefSeq and is a predicted model, not a curated record.
AAAAUUCAACACAAAAACCCAGCUGACUUAUCCAUGGGUACAGUCAGUCGCUAAAUUACGAACAAGAAAGGUUCUCUAGAUUUGUUCAUAAAUUGAAUUUGUAUGUAAGCCAGAAAAGGUACAUCCUUUUAGUUUAACUCCAGCUAAUUAGGUGUGUGUGUGUGUGAGAGAGAGAGAGAGAAAGAGAGACAGAGACAGAGAUUCAGCUUUGGAUAGCAUAGGGAAUAAUUAACACCGCUGUGGUGUUUGUUUUGCAGUCUGUGUUCAAAAGAUUUCACCUCACUUUCUGUUCCUAUAAUUGGGUUUUGAGAAAUUUGGUUACUUGUGGGAACAAGAGCUCCGGAGGGCUUUCCGCUCUCUGUGGAAUGACCAUUGACGUAUCCAUCACUCACAUCUAAAUCCUUAAUUUUGCCCCCAGACCUGCCUUUACAUAUACAUGAAGUCAGCUUAUACGUGAAUAUGUACAAUACCGGUUAAUUAGAUAUUUUGCCCCUUGAGACACAUAUCUAUAUAAUUUAUAUGUCUAUCUAUCCCAGUGCAUUGUUGGUUUGAUACACUUUCUUCUUUUAUCAUCUGCAAAUAUCAUGCAAUCCAAACUCAGCUGUGAUUAUGGGACUCCUUAUAAGUAAUGUUUGUUCGAAAAGAAACCCGCAAACUUGUUCAAAGCUCAAACUUGCUUUCCUGUUUCUGGCUGGUCAUUUAAUUCCUUUGAGUGGCAUUUUUAUCUAUUCAAGUCUCUUUAUCUGCUGGGGACAGUGUCAUGAGCAAGGCUCAUAUAUAGGCUGCUGGGCGAGGGCCCUAGCAACAGGGUUGGAGAGGAUGGGCCAGGGUGAACGAAAGAGCUUUGCGGUGACACCUUAAGCCCAUUAAUUUCUCAGUCACCGGGGAGACGAUGCUUCUCUCCACAUCACUAGAGGAUUUGGCAAAUUGGACAAGAAGGAGAGGCAGGAAAAGCACAAAUCCCACCUACCCACAGUACUGGGAAGCCUGCUGGCAGUUUGGUUUUGCUCGGUGACAAGACAUGAUACAUACCAAGGGAAGGGAGAAAAGACUUUGGUUGCAGGGAGAACUCUGACUUUGGAGGCAUUUAAGGAGCAAUUUCUCAUCCAUGUUUGCUGAACCCAACGUGAGUAGCACCAUUGCACAUUCAAACUCAACUGGAUUAUUUUUGACCUCUCUACAAAGAUAUUUGGAUCUACUUCCUAACAGAGGCCUUCAACCUGUCCUUUUGUGGCAUUGAAUAGGCAUCUUGGGGUUUUUUUGAGUGGAGAGAGUUGGUAUUCUAAGAAAGGGUCUGGAUGAUGGAUGUUACAUCUAAAUCUGUUAUGUGACAAGGUCCUUAAACUGUAGAGCUGUAGCCUCUAGUUGGAAUUAUCUCUGUUCUCCUUCCUUGGCUAUCAACCUCAUCCUGAAUUGCCUUCUCCAUCCCCAUCCUGAACCCCUUUGUCUAUCAUUCCCAUCCUGAAGUGCUCUGUCUACCCUGUCCCUUUCCCAACUUCCAACAUCAUGAUUGUUGUGGAAAUGGCCUUGCACUGGGUAUUUCUCUGCCUCAUCUUUUCCCCUCCGGUACCGGCCUCUGACUAUGCCUUGCCGAAAUUUAUCUGCAGCCCUAUGCCAUUGGACAUGGAUAACGGCUGCCAGUCAGCCAGCCAACAGCAGCGACAUGGGGCAGGAGCUAACAGUGGGGGCACGGGGCACUGGGUAGGGACUCUUGAGGAAGCCAAAGAAACCAUCCUGCACCUGCGGGAGAUGGUAGUGCACCAGAAGGAGGUGAUCCUAGACCAAAGAGAAACUGUGAGGGAACUGACAGCCAAGUUGAGCCGCUGCGAAACCCAUUCUCGAAGACAUGGUCCAGAACACCACAGUGGUCAUCAUGAAGAGAAUCUCAGCCACGGGCGCGGGCAUGGGCAAAGCCAUGUUGAAGGAGGCCAUCGAGGCCAUCAUGAGAGUGGGCAUCGGACCCACCAUGAAAGUGGUCACCGAGCACAUCAUGAGAGUGAACUUCCAGGCCACCAUGAAGAUGCCCAUAGGGGGCACCAUGAAGCUGGCCACCGAGAUCCCCAUGAAGGUAUCCAUGCCAGAGAAAACGAGUACCAUCAUUUUGGACAACAUGAACAGCAUGAACUCCAGGUCGGACAUAACGCCCACGACACCUUUCGCAAGGGAGCUGCAGCUGCCAACACCAUGGAAGACCCACCCAAGGAGACCCCCGCCGGAGUGAACCAAAUGGAGCGGAUGCUGGAAUCACUCAAGGAGAGACUGGAGCAUCUACAGCACAACCGGAACAGCUCUGUCUUCUCCACUUCCUUGCGUGAUGCAAUUCAGAAAAAAAUUAGCAUCUUGGAGCAUCAGAUUCACGAGAAGUUAAACACAACUAACCACCAUGUGCAUGGUGUGCCAAUAGCAGCAGGAUUGAGGCACAAGCAUGUUUCGCAUGGACACAGUGUUGAGAAAGGGUACAAGGUGGAGAAGCAUUCUGAUGAUUUCCGUGUGGGAUUUCCCCUCCGCACCAACUAUAUGUAUGUCAAGGUCAAGCCUACUCUCCAUCGUGAAAUCUUUGCCUUCUCCAUCUGCCUCUGGGUCAAGUCCAGCUCAGCACCAGGAAUGGGCACCCCUUUCUCAUACUCAGUGCCAGGCCAAGCCAACGAAGUUGUGCUCAUUGAGUGGGGAAACAACCCUAUGGAACUACUAAUCAAUGACAAGGCUGCCACAUUGCCAUUGACUAUUAAUGACGCUAAGUGGCACCAUAUCUGCGUGACAUGGUCAACCCGGGAUGGCAUUUGGGAAUCUUACCAGGAUGGAGUCCGAAGAGGGAGUGGGGAGAACCUGGCACCCUGGCAUCCUAUAAAACCUGGGGGUGUUUUUGUACUGGGCCAGGAGCAGGACACUCUUGGGGGUCGCUUUGAUGCCACUCAAGCCUUUAUUGGGGAAAUCUCAGAUUUCAAUGUGUGGGGCCAUAUCUUGACACCAAGCGAAGUUUACAAGAUGGCAACCUGUACCAGCUUCACUGGCGGGGACCUCAUCAACUGGGCUGAAGCCUCCAUGGAGCUUCAUGGAGGAGUGGUCAAGCUACCAUUUAAUGCCUGCCACUAAGAGGCCAUGGAGAAACAACCUGACUUUGGGGAUUUCUUGGAGGAGAGUGAGAGCUAAUAGUGAAAGACAGGGUAGGGUUGGGAACAAAACCUCCAGUAUUUCCUGAAGAGAAAAAUCAUAUGUAUUUUUAAAAAGUGGAUAAGGGGACAACAAUUCCUGGAAUCUUUGUGUGAAAAUAAAUGGGAGAUCUUCUACUUGGAGCAAGGGGACUUUUAGGUCCCCUAGAUGAAGAAUGGGAAGCAUAUAGCUUGUUUUAUGCAAGAAAGUCUUAGAGUCUUAGAACCAGCAUUCUGGAUAUUUAGCAAGGGUGCCUGAAAAAAGAAAAGAAAAGCAGGGGAAAAUAAGAUGAUAUUUACAGUAUCUGUCUUAUGGAGGAGUUUUUAUGGAGUAGAGCAUUUUUUGUUAUAUGAUGAUACCAUAUUUUGCAGUUGAUAGAAUUUCAUUAGUGUAUUGAAGUAAAUGUAAACAGUGUUCCAAUAGAUGUAGUUUUGCCACAGGAAACUGUGGAUCUGUCUUUAAAAAGACUGUAAAAGGUGGCUUAAAACGUGGGAAUCUCCAACCUUUGACAAAUCUAAACAUGCAACUGCCUCCCACCUAGACAAGCAGAAACCUUAGUUUGGAAUAGUAGCUUAAUUCUGUUGCCUUUGUGGAAUAUGCUUCCACAAAAGCACUUUUUGGUCUGCUUUUUAUUUAUAUAUAUGUAUAUAUAUAUAAAUUAUAUAUAUAUACACACACACAUAUAUAAAAUACGUGCCUCUACAUUUAAUGCUACUCUGUCUAGGUAGAUUCACAUGAUUAUUUUCGUACUAUUCCACUUGUUUCAGUUGGAUCUAGUGUUGAGUUGUGUUAGGUUUGUCUGAAUGAAACCUAGAAGGGCUCCUGAACUUUUAAUGGUUUUGCAGGAGAGCAAAUUUCAGCAAACGUUGCUUGCUAAAUGGUUACUUGACAACUCCUGCUGAAACUCCAUCUUUUUCACAACACUGUGAGGCUGAGAAACUGUGACUUGUACAAGGCUGAAUGGAGUUUCGAACCCUGGUAUCCCAAUGUCCUGGUCCAACACUACACCAUGCUGGCUCUCAUUCAAUUUCACAGCAAGAUGCAUGAACCUCAGAUCUCACUUCCCCACACUCUGUGGCAGGAUAUGGGAAGCAUUACAACACUAAAUGGAGCAAAGCAAGUUGAAAGGAAGUGGCCCUGAACUAAAUCAACAUCCUCAAUGCAAGUACAAUCAAACACUAUACAGGAUAGGAGGGAAAUGUUGGGGGAAAUUAUUUUGUGGUUCUAUUUUGAAUGGCUCCAAUAUAUAGUUUAAUAUCUUAGGAUUUAGGUAUAUUUAUUUACUUAUUUGCUAUUGUAAAUAGAAAAGGGCACAUGAAGAUUGUAUGCUAAAGAUCAUGGGAGUCAGCACAUUUGAUUUUGCAGAAGUCUAACAGAACAGGAACAAAUGUGGUGAAAGGAUCAAAACAGAUGAGAAAAAGGAAGCAGAACAUGAAAGCAGCUGCCAUGGAGGGAUGUAAGUUCACAUAGGUACAAUGACGGAACACGAACAACGGUGUUUGAGAUGUUUAGCCCCUUCGCCCUCCACAUAGGCAUAAUGCAGCCCUGUCUCUUCUUUGCCACAGCAGGUCACUACUAAGUCAGGCCUCUGCAGCAAUGGUCCAAAGACCCCAACUCUGCAGGGCUGAUUCAGUGCAUUUUGAAAUAUAUACAGGAACAUGUAUUAGCAUCUAAGGAGAGUGGGUGGGAAUAUAAACUGAGUAUGAAACAACUUAAGUGCACCAACGAUCAUGGUUCUCCACACCGUCUCUGUUUGGUUCUAAAGUUCAGAAUCUAAACUAAACGAUGUGAGAGGAAUGUUGCAGACCCAAGCUGAAAGAACGCUUGCUAAAAAGCACACCCAAUGUCUUCUCUUGUGUAUAUAUAUAUGUAUGUAUAAAUAUAUAUAUAAAUUUUCUUAGCAUAAGAUUUUCUCUCUGCUUGUAAAUAAUGGGGUUUUAUGGGAUUUGACAAUGUGUGUUUUCUCUUUAAAGGGGUGGGUAGUGUGAUACAAAGUUUUGAAUUUUCUUACUCCAUUCUGGAUUGCAAUAAACCUGCCAAAGAAGCAAA